AAUUUCCCGAUCGAGCCAUGGCCCCAUAUAUAACCUCUCUCCCUCACUCCAAGGCCUGCUGCCUUCGUGUAAACCAACCAACCAACCAACCCAUCAUCCACUUCGCGCCUCCUACCCGACGCCCACUUCCCUUCGCUUCGCGCUGGCGCCAUACAUGGCCGUGCGGGCGCGCCACCUCUCCCACGCCUCCUUCUUCCCCCACGACCUCCACUCCUUCAGGUAACACUAGUCUCUUGCCCGGUUGCCUUCCUUCCUCGAUCGGCUGCGCGAUCGUUGUCCCGGGACCAGUCUCUGAUCGUGCACGCUCCGCCCGCAGGGCUAUGGAGGACGCGGCAGCGCCGGCGGCCGGCACGGCGUUCUUCAACGAGUGCGGCUGGAGCGCGCCGGCGGCAGGGAUCGGCAGCGCGACUGUGCCCGCCAGCGACUUCCCGCGCGGCGAGGUGGCGUGCGGCUACGGCUUCGGGCCGAGGAAACGGCCGCGCGUGGAGGCGGCGGCGGGUUUCUUGGAGGAUCGCAGCGCGGUCCUCCUGCCCCCGACGGCGGCGGGGGCGCAGGAGCUUGUGCCGGUGACAGCAGCGGGCAACGGGCAGGGAAGGGCGGCGGGCUCCGGCGCGGCGUCCACGUGCGGGAGCGUGGCCAAUGGCGCCGGCGUCUCGCCGUCGCCGGGACUCCUGCCGAGGCUGCGCCGCCACCAGGACGCCGAGCUCGACGCGCUCGUAACACUCGAGAGCGAGAGGAUGCGCGCGGCGCUGGAGGAGGCCCGGCGCAGGCACGCCCAGGCGCUGCUGGCGGCCGUGGAGCGCGCCGCGUCGGGGCGGCUGCGCGCGGCGCAGGCGGAGCUGGCGCGCGCGCUCCUCCGCAACGCGGAGCUGGAGGAGGAGGCCCGGCAGGCGGGGGCCGAGUGCCAGGCGUGGGCGGGCGCCGCCCGGAGCCACGAGGCCGUCGCCGCCGGCCUCCGCGGCGCGCUGGAGCAGCUCCUCCAGUCCCCCCGCGCGGCCGCGGCCGCGUCCGUGGGCGAGGCCGAGGACGCGCGGUCGUGCUGCUUCGAGGCGCCGCCACCGGCCGCGUCCAGGCGCGAGAAAGCGGCGCCGUGGUGCAGGUCGUGCGGCGGCGGCGAGGCGCGCGUGCUGCUGCUCCCGUGCCGGCACCUGUGCCUGUGCCGGGCGUGCGAGGCCGGGGUGGACGCGUGCCCCGUCUGCGCCGCCGCCAAGAACGCCUCGCUCCAUGUCCUGCUGUCGUGAAGCCCCCAGCAGCAGCAGCUGCAUCCAGCACACAUGGCGAACGCGUCGCUCAAUUUUCUAGCUUGAUCAGACAGGAUGCCAAUGAUCAGGAUUGCAGCCUGGAAACUGCGAAAGAGUGGCGUAAGAGCGAUAGCGAAUCAGCUUACACUGAGAGACUGGAAUUGUUCUUGCAACACCGUCUUCAAGAUGCCUGAACCUGUGCAACAGAGCGAAUGGAGUUUGGCAUCCAAGAGAAAUGGAAUCGUGACUGGAGGCUUUCGUUCAGUUUCAGUGAAGUCCGAUAGCAAUUUCCGAGCCGUCGGAAUCAACUGUUCUGACGAGAUGGAUCUGGCCUCCAAAUUGCAGCACCAAACUCUGCUUGAUAAAGUUGCUAUGUGUAGCGAGCGAACAUCAGUGUUCCGAGGAGUUCAGAUGACUGCAGCGAUCAAGCCGUUUGCACACGAAACGCAGCACAGAUUUCUGAACGGCAUAAGGGCCAAAACUGCUGCAGAAAUUGAGGCCGGCAAAGAGCCACAGAGUAUACAGGCAGAAAGCUCUGCAACGCUGUUACUGCAUAUUUCUACUCAAGAUCCAGCGUGUACCGCUGCUUCAAGUUCCUGGCAUGCGCACAUGAGGCAGCGUGAUCACGGCCGGAGCCGGCACGCGACGAAACACUGCUGGAGACGUUCCGAUUUCUUUGGCAUUGCGCUCAGAAUCUCAGAUUCAGAAAGGGGGCCUUGAUUAGGGGCUUUUGUCUCGGAACUGUUUCCUGGCCAUAUGUGGCCUUUGGCAGCAUGGCGAUUGCUCAUGGUUAAGACUCGGAGCGUUGGACAUUUGUGACGCAUCUAGGCUUUCCAUGCAUGUUCCUAUGUGUCGUCCUCAUCAUGUGUUCCUUCGUCGGCAACGACGUCUUUCCCCCCUUGUGAAACAUGGAUGAACAUUCUGGUAGUGGUCAUGAAUGAUGCUCAUCCAUCAUUUUAAAUGGAUGCAAGAUCGUCUGGAUUUGAUCAGAACAAAUUGGGUGUGCAUGCCAUCCAAAUAGGUGCAUCAUAUGUAAUGUGUCCACUAUUUGCAAGAUUAUUUUUGUACUUUUCGUUUAACCUUAGUAGAUGAAGUUGAGAGUUGUGAAAAUUGUGGAGACAGCUUGUCAUUGACUGACUAUCUCUGUUGAUUACUUAGGGUCUUGUUUGAAACCUUC
Panicum virgatum (switchgrass) is the source of this 2418-nucleotide messenger RNA. RefSeq names its product probable BOI-related E3 ubiquitin-protein ligase 2. Gene Ontology annotation, molecular function: ubiquitin-protein transferase activity. Lineage: Eukaryota; Viridiplantae; Streptophyta; Magnoliopsida; Poales; Poaceae. The coding region runs from base 18 to 1241 and encodes 407 amino acids. The transcript is spliced from 2 exons. The record is from RefSeq and is a predicted model, not a curated record.